UCAUAGGGUCAAUAAGCCAGUGGAUGGACACCACGUGUCCCUCUCAUCGUUGUAGAAGGAGGUCCAUUUGUAGUGAAAGGGCAUGUUGGUCACGAAGAAGCAAUCUUUCUGGCACACCUUCUUUAUUCAUAUCGUCCUCUAUAUAUAUUGGCCUCCCCCUUUAUGGUGUUCCAACAGUUUUCUUGGAUUCCAGAAUCCCAAACUAUACUAAUUGUGGGAGUGCUGAUCGGGUAGGGUUUCAAACUAAACUAGAUGGGGAGGUCACCAUGCUGUGAGAAGGUGGGUUUGAAAAAAGGACCAUGGACUCCUGAGGAAGACCAGAAGCUCUUGACUUACAUCGAACACCAUGGCCAUGGAAGCUGGCGUGCCUUGCCGCCAAAAGCAGGGCUCCAAAGAUGUGGGAAGAGCUGUCGUCUGAGGUGGACCAAUUACCUGAGGCCCGACAUCAAAAGAGGGAAGUUUAGUUUGCAAGAAGAACAGAGUAUCAUUCAGCUCCAUGCUCUUAUCGGAAACAGGUGGUCGGCUAUAGCAACUCAUUUGCCUAAGAGGACGGACAAUGAGAUCAAGAACUACUGGAACACACAUCUCAAGAAGAGACUAACCAAGCUGGGCAUCGAUCCCAUGACCCACAAGCCGAGGCACCACCACGGCUCCGGCAGCGGCCACGCUAAGGACGCUGCCAACAUAAGCCACAUGGCUCAGUGGGAGAGCGCCCGCCUUGAAGCCGAAGCCAGGCUCGUUAGAGAAUCCAAGCUGCAGGUCAUCUCCACCACCAACCCCAACCACCUCCUGAUCAGCAGCUCCUCCGACGCAACCCAUCAAGGUCACGUCAUCAACAAAGCUCCGCCGGGUCUGCCGUGUUUGGAUGUGCUCAGAGCAUGGCAAGGAACAUGGUCGACAAAGCCCACGGUUAGAAACGUUAACAGCACAAUUAUUUCGGGUGGUUCUAUGAUGUCCAUGGACGACCUCGAGUCUCCAACAUCCACCUUGAACUUCCCACAUAUUAACGCACUUAAUCCUCCAAUGCAAAAUGCCGUUAACAUUAACGGGCUCAACGAAAAUCCUGUGGUUCCAUCCGAGGUAUUGCAGGACAAUGUUAAUGUUACAUUUGGUUGUAUGGAUGCUUGUGCUGCUACACUUGCGUGGUUUGUGGAGGAGGGUACGUUAAGGUCAGGGAAUGAUGAGGAGGUCGGGAAUGUGAUAAUCCCAGCUGGAGUUUCAAAUAUCAUGAUGGAGGACUUCACUGAUGUUUUGGUUUACAACUCGUCGCUGGCCGGAGAGAUCUCUGAUAACGGCGGCAGCAACUUUGAGGAGAACAGGAGCUACUGGGACAGUAUAUACUCAAUCUGGUGAACGCUUCACCGUCUGGGUCGCCUGUGUUUUGAUUUUUGAAAGUCUAGAGUUAGGAGAUGUGACUCAAUCGUAGCAGCAAUGGUCAAUGAUUAGUUAGCAACUAAUUAAGUUGUAAUAAGGAGUAGAGUAGUUGUUUUUUAGUUUUAAAUAACAGGUUAUCUGAUCAACGAAAGAAAGAAUGUAACAAGUAAUUUAGAUGUUAUUAAUAUGGUAGUUCGAAGGUCACAACAAAAAUGGAUCCGGAUUCUUUGCUCU
Messenger RNA from Prunus dulcis (almond), 1608 nucleotides. Its product is annotated as transcription factor MYB16-like. Lineage: Eukaryota; Viridiplantae; Streptophyta; Magnoliopsida; Rosales; Rosaceae. The transcript has 3 exons. The coding region runs from base 253 to 1353 and encodes 366 amino acids. The record is from RefSeq and is a predicted model, not a curated record.